AGGAUUGCAUUGGAGUGAUAGAUGGCAUGCACAUCCCUGCACAUGUACCAGCCAAAGAUCAAUCUAGGUUUCGUAAUAAAAAAGGUAUUCUAUCACAAAAUGUGUUGGCAGCUUGCACAUUUGACCUCCAGUUUAUAUUCAUUUAUCCUGGAUGGGAAGGCUCAGCUGAGGAUUCACGUGUGUUACGAGCUGUCCUUGAUGAUCCGGAUCAGAAUUUCCCUCAGAUUCCUGAAGGUUGUCUCCAAAUUAGCCAUUACAGAGCCAGUUGCUUCUUCAUUUUGUUUUUGUAAUUUCACAUAUCAUACAUUUCAAACUAGCCCUGAAUUUAUUCAUAAGGAGUUCUAUGUUACAGGAAAAUACUAUCUUGUUGAUCCAGGCUACUCAAAUAGGGAUGGAUUUAUUGCUCCAUUUCAAGGAGUUCGGUACGACCUCCACGAAUACAGGGGUGUCAAUCAGUUACCAAGAAAUGCAAAGGAGCUGUUUAAUCACCGUCACUCCUCUUUAAGAAAUGCCAUCCAGAAGUCUUUUAAUGUGUUAAAAAUGCGAUUUCCAAUUCUCAAGCUUGCUCCUCAAUAUGCUUUCCACACUCAAAGAGACAUUGUUAUAGCAGCGUGUGUAAUACAUAAUCACAUCCGACGCGAGGAGAGAAAUGAUUUGCUGUUUAACAGUGUUGAAGGAGGCACAGUUGACGAUGGUUUGCCUGAUUUGGAUGAUCAACCUGAUAUGCUUUUGGCUGCCUCUAUACAAGAACAGAUUGCAUCGUCAUUAAGGGACUCGAUUACUGCAGCAAUGUGGAAUGACUUUGUGCAUAAGUGGGAUGAGUGGUGAGUGGUGAGUGGUAGAUGGUAGUUAGCAGCAAUGAGGUUCUUGUAAAGGUUCUUUUGAUGUUUAUUUUUUCUGGCUAUUAGUUACUGAGCGGGUAAUUGUGUUAUGAAUUGUUUAAUUUUGUGUUUAGCACUGGGACAGGAUAGAUAUGCCUGACAGUUGUGGAAAACUCAUAGUACUACUUGGUGGGGAGAAUAGUAGAUAGCAUUUUGGUGACUUAACCUGUAUCUGUCGAUCUGUUUUGUGCUAGAACUGUAAUGACAUAGCGUACUGACGUUACUGGGCUCUUGAGUAUUGUAAUGCUGAUUUGUUCUAAUACAUCACUAGCUAUUCAACAUUCU
Ilex paraguariensis (yerba mate) is the source of this 1166-nucleotide messenger RNA. Lineage: Eukaryota; Viridiplantae; Streptophyta; Magnoliopsida; Aquifoliales; Aquifoliaceae. The record is from the annotation of a GenBank genome assembly.